GUAACCACCAGUUAACAUUAUACAACCAGCCGAAGUUGGAUUAGUAGCUCUCAUCGGUCUUAUUUGCAGAUUUUAGAAAUGAAAAAGCGUCUGAUCCAAAUCUUAGGUUUUUUGAUCUCAACGCUGGGAUGGUUGUUUGUGUUGUGCACCAUAGCCAUGGACUACUGGAGGAUCUACCAAAUAGGAGGCCAAGGAGGUUCCUUCAUCAUCAAGGUGGCCUGGUACUGGUCCAACCUUUGGAAGGACUGUUUCACUGAUUCCACAGCAGUGACCAACUGCAGGAACUAUCCAGUGCUCUGGUCUGUCGCCCCUUUUAUACAGGCGGUGCGAGGCCUGCUAAUGUGCGGCUUAGCUUGGGGGUCUUUCGCUGCAGUAUUUUGCUUUCUCAGAAUGGAGUGCACGGUCAUCGGCGGAGCUAAGAAAACUAAGGACAAGCUUCUGCUUACAGGAGCAGCAUGUCAUUUUGCUGGCGGUAUAUCUGAUAUUGCUGGUUACUGCUUGUACAUCAACAGGAUUGCUGGAACGAGUCUCGCUCUCACUGUUGGUCCAGGAGUUUUACGGUAUGAUGUCGGACCACCUAUAUUUCUUGGAUUGGUGGGAUGUUUUUUCAUCUUUUUGGGGGCUAUACUUUACACUGCGACAGUCUGGAAUGUAAUAGUCCCUGAAAGUAAAGUGAUAUAUGCAUAUGGAACAAGGACAUACAUGACUGCCCGCUCCACAGGAAAAACGCUGUACACUGGAUACUACAGACCUUACGGACAAUAUGGAUACUAUAUUGGCUCAGGACGAUCCAGCAGCUCCAGAAUUUCAAAGCUUUCGCAGACCACCCCAGAGAAAUUGUCAUACAGAGAUGCCUUUGUUUAGUAAUUCCAAAUCUGAAGACUAGUCUAUAAAACUACUGUGUAUGAUUUGCAGCCCAGUCUCACUUUUUGUUGUGAUACUAUUACGAAAUUCGUUACAUUUUCAUGACAUGGUCAAGUUUCAGUCAUUAUUUUUAACCCUAACUUAAAUGCCCCCCACGUCAAACCAGAUUUUGUGACACCAUCACAAAAUAAUUUUGUGAUGGUGUCACAAACUACUAUCUCACUUUUCGUGAUGCCAUCAUGUUUUUGCCAUGUGAUCAUGUUGAUAAUUUGUUGCUAUUGCCAUUAUUGCUGUUGUAAAACUAAGUCACAUUAGGGUGAGAAUAUUGUGUUUACUUUUCAUUUGUUGACUUUGUGUGUAUUGAAAUUGUGAUUUAAGCCAUUUGUUUAAUGCCACUGUUCCAUUUGAAGACUGUUCCUGUCUCUAAGAACUCAUGUUAAAUAUUUCACACAUGAAUAGUCCUCUAAGUUAAAAAAUAAUAAAAUAUAC
Thalassophryne amazonica is the source of this 1353-nucleotide messenger RNA. RefSeq names its product claudin-10 (gene cldn10l2). Gene Ontology annotation, biological process: cell adhesion; bicellular tight junction assembly. Gene Ontology annotation, molecular function: structural molecule activity. Gene Ontology annotation, cellular component: bicellular tight junction; plasma membrane. NCBI's taxonomy places the organism in Eukaryota, Metazoa, Chordata, Actinopteri, Batrachoidiformes, Batrachoididae. The coding region runs from base 79 to 864 and encodes 261 amino acids. The transcript is spliced from 5 exons. The record is from RefSeq and is a predicted model, not a curated record.